Messenger RNA from Salvelinus fontinalis (brook trout), 4997 nucleotides. Its product is annotated as GTP cyclohydrolase 1-like. The transcript has 6 exons. The record is from RefSeq and is a predicted model, not a curated record. Lineage: Eukaryota; Metazoa; Chordata; Actinopteri; Salmoniformes; Salmonidae. Gene Ontology annotation, molecular function: zinc ion binding; GTP binding; GTP cyclohydrolase I activity. Gene Ontology annotation, biological process: tetrahydrofolate biosynthetic process; tetrahydrobiopterin biosynthetic process. Bases 153 to 926 code for a protein of 257 amino acids. Gene Ontology annotation, cellular component: cytoplasm.
CGUCUGAGAGUGCUUCAUGUACUUUGAUACAUUCAGGUGACGGUGGUGUACUCUGCAGGUGGUGCGGUCAAAAACAAAGCUGCGUCCAUUAAGCGAAAGCACUGGAAAGCGCAUCCUCCAUUAGUGAAAAGACCUUACGUCAAUUCUGAACUAUGGAGCGCUCAAAACAGUGUCACGACAGUGAAGCUGACAGUAAACCGACUACGAACGAAAGUUCUAUUAACGGACACUUGGUAAAAAAAGACAACCGGAUCUUGGUAGGCCUAUCUCAAGGGACGGGGACGGCCGGUGAGUCGAGUUCGCACACAGGGUCCUCAGUGGUAGAGGUCUGGAAGCAUGAGCGCACCCGAAGUAUGGAAGACAAUGAGAUGAACUUGCCUAGUCUUGCGGCUGCCUACACCACUAUUCUCCGGGGGCUCGGGGAGGACCCGCAAAGACAGGGACUUCUAAAAACUCCGUGGAGAGCCGCGACAGCCAUGCAGUUCUUCACCAAGGGCUACCAGGAGAAAAUCAAAGACGUGCUGAACGACGCAAUCUUUGACGAGGACCACGACGAGAUGGUGAUCGUAAAGGACAUUGACAUGUUCUCCAUGUGCGAGCACCACCUGGUGCCCAUCUUUGGAAGGGUCCAUAUAGGCUACCUCCCCAAUAAGAGGGUGCUGGGCCUCAGCAAGCUGGCCAGGAUUGUUGAAAUCUACAGCCGUCGACUGCAAGUUCAAGAGCGGUUGACCAAACAAAUCGCCGUGGCGAUCACUGAAGCUCUGCAGCCUGCCGGGGUGGGCGUCGUCAUUGAGGCAACUCACAUGUGCAUGGUGAUGAGGGGGGUGCAGAAGAUGAACAGCAAGACUGUGACCAGCACCAUGCUGGGGGUGUUCCGGGAGGACCCCAAGACACGGGAUGAGUUCCUCACCCUCAUCAGGAGCUGAGAGGGACGAGCGGCCCACAAACCUGCUGCACAGCCCAACUCGGAUCCACUCUCCCUGUCACCUGGUUGGAGCAGCAGCCGGCACACAGCAAUUUCUGUACAAAGCCUAGAGUCCGGGCUUGGUGGGUGUGUGUGCGUUAUGUGUGUGCGUUUUAUUCCAUCCCUCCACCCCCUUCCAAAUCAUCACAUGGUCACAUGACCUAGCCGUGUAUGUACAUGACAGUCUUACUUAAUGCUGUCUGCCAGGUGGCAGGCUUAACCUAAAAAAAUACUGGCUCAAUGAUUAGUGUUUUAUGGUUGCUUAAUUUUGUCCUUUAUUUUUUUAUUCAGUUUUAAUCAGAUUGAACUACCAAUUACAGUAGAGAUACACCUACAUAGAAACAUCCUAAUAUUCGAAACAAUUUAUCAAUCUUGUUUUUUACUUUUAUCCUGAUAUAUUUUUACAAUAUAUUUUUAUCCAUGUAAGCUAGGACCAUAGGUUUAAUUCAAAAACUGACAUAUUUGUAAAGCUGAAGCAUUAUAGAUUCCGCGAUAUAAAUUAAGGUAAUUUUGCGUUUGAGCCGACAUACACUGAGUGUAAAAAAACAACUUAAAGAACUGCUUUUUCCAUGACAGACUGACCCGGUGAAUCCAGUUAAGAUAUGAUCCCUUAUCGAUGUCACUUGUUAAAUCUACUUCAAUCAGUGUAGGUGAAGGGGAGAAGACCGGUUAAAUAAUUAUUUUUAAGCCUUGAGACAAUUGUGAAUGUGUGUCAUUCAGACAGUGAAUGGGCAAGACAAGAUUUAAGUGCCUUUGAACAGGGUAUGGCAGUAGGUGCCAGGCACACCGGUUUUGUUGUGUCAAGAACGGAAACGCUGCUCGGCUUUUCACGCUCGACAGUUCCAAGAAUGGUCCACCACCCAAAGGACAUCCGGACAACUUGACACAACUGUGGGAAGCAUUGGCGUCAACAUGGGCCAGCAUCCCUGUGGAACGCUUUCGACACCUUGUAGAGUCCACGCCCUGACGAAUUAAGGCUGUUCUGAGGGAGGGGGGGUGCACUCAACUCAACCUGCGUGUGCUCACUACUCAUUGAUAGUCUGUAUUGUCAUUGUUUUUAAAAACCUGCCCUGGGACUGCGGUUGUAAAUGAGCCGGUUGGCUAGAACCGGCACUUUUAUAGAAACGUUGAUUAAUGUGCACUGUCCCUGUAAAAAUUCAAAAUCAAACUCAAUAGGAAGGUGUUCUUAAUGUUUUUUUACACUCAUUGUAUUCAGCGUUUACCGUGAAUGCCAUCUCCGCUAAAGCAGGAACAUUGCCUUUAAAUUUCAAUUCACGGAUUACUAUAAUCGUAUGUAUUUAACCUUGCCUUGAGCCAAACCUAUUCAAGUGUGGUAAGUGCCCUUUUCGCAUGGCAUCAUAUUCCCGCUCAAGCCAAAUGCUUCAAACCCAUUCAUCAAACAAUUAACACUUAGGUCUAUCUAUCAGAAGGAUCAGUCCCCGUCUACUGUACUUGUCAUUAACUAAUACACAAAGGGGGAGCAACAUACACUCAUACAAAUUUGGUAGCUACUGCUCCAGUUAAUUGUAUACUGCACCCUUCAACUUCAGGAAUCCAACAAUGAUGGGUUACUGAACAUGUUAACUGGAGUUCAAAUGAUGUGAUGUAAUGUUGCUGUUAGUUUUGAUUGUUGUAUUUGUCUGUGACCAAAGUUUCCAAAAGGUGCAGUUACAAUGACUAGAUGGUAACUGGAUAGUGCAAUGAAGGAGGAUUUAGAUGGCACUAAACGGUGUCCAUAAUAGGACAAGGCGGUCAGGAGUUGUUGUCAGAGGCUGGCCUAAUAUGGACAUUGUACAUACACUGUACAUUAUUCGUCACGCUAUUGUAGGUAUCACAAUAGUGAAAAAGGUACAGAUUGACAAAUGUGGCUUUCUCUGUAUCCCCCAAGUGUGCAUUUCAGAAUUCAGUUAGGGUCUCUAUUGGGCACCACUAGCUUCGUAUAUGUAAGUCGUGUAGGUCUGUGUGCAUUUUUAAUUUUUGUGUGUAAUCUACAAGUGUAUUUUCUAAAAUUGUUGUGGGCCAGCCCAGUAUAUAUUCCGCUGACCUCUAUCUUGAGCAGCCUUACUUUUUUUUGGAGGAGAAUGGAGAAUUCACUUCCAACCGAUGAAUUCGAAGAGACUAGAGGUAGGAGUCUCACCUCUUGGUAAAGGAGCACAUCAACUCUGUUAACCUUCUAUUGUCAACUCUGAAUAUAUCUAUGUAUGUCAGUGUAUAAAUGUUUCAGAUUUCUUUUAAACUUUUUAAAUGUCAAAAUAUGCUGCACUUGAGUACAGUACAAUCCUCUUUGCAAUGUCACGUAUACUGUAUGUUUAAUAUUUAACAUGUUAUGUAGGCUCUUCUCUCUUCCGCCGGGAUAUUAAAAUAUAGUAACAUUUGAAAAAUGUUCAGUAGCUAGGUAUCCAUCCAAUUGGCGAAAGAUUUUUAUGUGAAUAUUCAAAAAUCACAGCAGAGAUGUUUCCAAGGAAUUGACUUGUAGAUAAAAAGCUGUGUGUGAUGACCAUGCACAUGAAAAUAACUUUGGCGUUUAAAUUCCCAUGUACCAUUGCAUUUGUAACUCUACGGAUGGUUUUGUCACAAACUUGCGUUAAUAACAAAUGUGCGCUAUCUGGUUUUGGCGCAUGCUCCAGUGAAUCCAAUUCAGCAAUUUUGUUGCUUGAUUUAGCAACUUUUCAGACUACCCUGGCAACUUUUUUUUCAAACAGCACCUAGCAACACAUUUAGCUACUUUGAAAAAUGUAUUUGGAACUUUUAGCAACUUUUGAAAAGUGACUCAAACGCUAAAAUGCACGCAUUUUCCCUCUAAAUGACACAAAAACGAUUUUCUCUGUCACACACUUAGUCACAACACACACGACUGGCUGCAAAAGUGCGUUGUGAGUGACGUCAGCAGCAGACGCUCAGCUCGUGCACAGGCAGCAGCAAUUUCAGCAAAUUGCAAAUCAUUGUUGGCUGACUGCAGCAGUAGUACGGGUUCGACGAGCCAACCCCAAUUAAUAUAGUUGGUCACGAAUGUUUGAUCUUGAACAGAACUUACAACAUCAAUCAACAUGUCUCAAUCAAAAUUAUACAGAAAAUAGUGGGAGUCUGUAACUGAACAAAUGUCAAAUCAUAUUUUUUCCGAGAUGGCCAGGCAAUUUGAGUAACGUUAUUGUGUAUUCUACGUAUUGACGCAGUUUUACGUUAUCACGCAAUGACAUCACGUCAUUUAGCAUCAAAUCAACCUGCCUCUAGCAAUUUACCCUGUAAAUGAGUUGGCAACACUAGCAUGCUCUCCAGUCUAGAACAGUUCGCUGACAACGUGGACAGGGUAGGUUAUAUGAUGCAAUAUGGAUAAGAGCAAUAGCAUUUUUAUUUGUUAAUUGGCAGACAAGUUUUGUUCAUGUAGCCAGUAUUCAAAUAAAACUAUUGAUGGGCAUGUGCAUGAAGCUCAUCACCGUCCAUCACUUAACCGUCAUGACAGUUCAUCAAAAUGAUUUAAUCUGCCUAUAAACGCAAAUGUUUUUCCAUGUCGUAGUACAACAGAUGUCAUCGCAUGACUCAAGUUUACUUCGAUAUGGUUUAUUAAAAUCAAUAUUAGCACAUAAGCUUUCCACCGCAUUUGUCGCAUAAUUAUUUUUUACCGACAAAUUAUCCCACCAUGAACAAAUUUUCGACAUUUCUACCGAUACUUUAAAUCACACCUGUUGUGAUUUAUUUUCAUACAGUAUGACUUUACUCUCAAACUGUGAAUGGAAACGUUGCGAUAAAUAGGAAUAGUAGCAAGCGGUAUAGUUGUACAUUUAUUCGAAAUAUAUAAUACUCUGAAAUGGGUAGGUUUUAACCAAUCUGAUUUGGCCAUUGGGGUUGUAUAUGUCAGGGGUGGGAGAAGGUGCGUGCUAUAUAGUCAGACAGCUCCUACAUUGUCUCUGUGGCCUUUUUUAGGAGGACCUGUUCUUUGGGCUCCUUCACCACUGUCAUUUAGGUUACACUUCUUACUGUGGUCAUUUGAAAGUUUUAAAUAAAGAAAAUUAAAUGUGUAUGUAAGAACUAUGAA